CGAGUCCUCUUGAUUGACUGCAUAAGCAUGAUUGGGAUUUAUGACUUACAAUUCAUAUUCUCCCUAUUUCUCUGUAAUAGCCCAGCUCUUAGCCCAUGGGCGGGCCCGAAGAGACCCGGACCCGUGGGUCACGCGUGCCUAGCACGUGCUAAAGGAUGAGACUCCGAUUGGGAGUCUUGUUCCUCUCCUGACUCCGGCGGACACCGGGAGUCCUAGGGCCAGCCAAAUUCCGCUAAAACUCUAAGAUCUCAUCUAUAAAAGGAUGCCUUCUCGUCCUCUUAGGAUCUCAUCUAUUACAGGCUUUUUCUUGGUGUUUUCCCGUAGAGUUCUGUCGGAAAGACUUGCAGGAAUCGCCUUUGGGCUUCGCCAAACUGAGCAAAUGUCUGAUAGCACAUUAGACCAAAUGUCUCAUGGAAAGGCAGUUCAAUUACACACCUCAAAUGAAAAUGAGGAGGAGCAUGCAACAUCAAGGCCAUGGUCAGAUCUUCCAUUGGAGAUUGUGGAGUUAUUUGCAGCACAUCUCUCUUGGGUGGACCAGAUACAUUUUAAUGCAGUCUGCAAGAAUUGGAACUCAAUCUCUGAUAACUUUCAAACUAAAAAGCAUAUGCCAGUGCUCAUGUAUACUUCAGGUUCUGAUGGGGAAUGCAACUUCUUUGACCCUAUUGACGGAAAGAGUUACAGCAUAGAGAUUGAGGAACUCUCAUCAGAUGAGCCACUUGAUUUACGCUUCUCUAAGAAUGGAUGGGUCUUGAUUUCUGAAGGUGAUUUGUCCUUAUUUAUAAUCAAUCCAUUUACUGAGACAGUCAUCAAUCUUCCAGAGCUUGAUGAAUCUUUGUACUGCUUCACCGGCAUUUCGUUUUCUUCCCCACCAACAUCUUCAGAUUGUGUGGUUUUUGGCAUUGGAGGUACAAACAGUACUUAUGUUUAUAUUUCAUUGUGGCGCCAUGGUGACAAUGCUUGGAAAGAUUUAUGGUAUGAUAAUAAUCUCCCAUUCUGUGCAACUUACAACAAUCCUGUUUUUCAUCAUGGCCUUUUCUACUGCCUUGGUUCAUAUGGAAACCUUGGAGUUUUCAAUCCAAGGGACAUGACAUGGACAGUUCUUGAAAGGCCAAAACCAAUUCAUUCUGUGGUGAAUGAAGAGAGAAGGCUGGAAGAUUGCUAUUUGGUGGAAUCUAAUGGAGAGCUCUUAUCUGUUUUCAAUGGUAAUGCUGCAAAGCCAAUUCUUGUAUUUAGGUUGGAUAAAUCAAAGAUGACUUGGAGGAAGGUAGACGAUCUCGGAAAGGAAACAUUAUUUUUGGAUGUUAGAACUUCUCUCUCGGUGCGAGCACCAAAGAAAGAAUUCGGAAGCAGGAUAUACUUUCCUAGGUUCAGCAACGAUGAUCAUAGGAAGGGAGUAUACUAUUCUAUGAGAAGUCGGGAGUAUUAUCCUAAGUUCUAUGGUGUGAAAGAACCGGUGGAUUGUCUCUGGAUUGAGCCAAGCUUGUAUGAUGAUGAGUGAAGAAUUUGCUAUAGGAAAGGCCUAGAUGUACAAGAAUAAGGACUUGCUCAAAAUGUAGUUGUAGUCAUGGAGUUGGUUAUUUUAUUGUAGUCAUGGAGUUGGUUAUUUUAUUGCUCUUCAAUAAAUCAAGAAUCUUUAAGCCAACUAUGGUGUCAAUAUUCAUUCCAGUCUUGAAUAAAAUGGUAUUAUUAAUGUUUGUUA
Molecule: messenger RNA, 1699 nt
Organism: Elaeis guineensis (African oil palm)
Lineage: Eukaryota; Viridiplantae; Streptophyta; Magnoliopsida; Arecales; Arecaceae
Product: F-box/kelch-repeat protein At1g57790
Molecular function (GO): protein binding
Source: RefSeq, a predicted model, not a curated record